This is a messenger RNA of Leptosia nina, 1386 nucleotides long. NCBI's taxonomy places the organism in Eukaryota, Metazoa, Arthropoda, Insecta, Lepidoptera, Pieridae. The record is from the annotation of a GenBank genome assembly.
AUGAAUGAUGAAAAACAACCACUCCUUACGGGGCCUAGUAUUCCUAUUGAUAAUACUGAAAGUCAAGUUGUUGAAUUGGUGACUAGUCCUACAGGACAAAGCAAAGAUGAAAAGAAAACUGAAUAUAAUCCGGCGUCUGAACGUUACUUAGAACAUCCCACCUCUAAUUUUGAUACAUUAAUUCAUCUGCUGAAAGGUAACAUUGGUACAGGGAUAUUAGCUAUGCCCGAUGCUUUUAAAAAUGCGGGAUUAUUUCUGGGAGUUAUUGGUACUUUAUUUAUGGGAGCAAUAUGCACGCAUUGUAUGCAUAUAUUAGUGCUUUGUUCCCAUGAACUCUGUGUGCGAAAUCAGCGACCAGCAAUGAGUUUCGCGGAAGUGGUAGAAGACGCAUUUGCUAUGGGUCCCAUACCUUUGAGAAAAUAUGCGAAAAAUAUUAGGAACAUUGUCAAUGUGUUUCUUGUAAUAACUCAGUUGGGAUUUUGCUGUGUGUACUUUCUUUUUGUGGCAACUAACCUUCAAGAUACAAUGCACUUUUUCCGAAUAAACAUGGGUGUCCACAGCUACUUAGCCUUACUCUUUCCGCCCAUGUUAGCCUUGGGUAUGUUGAAGAACCUAAAAUACUUGACACCGGUUUCUCUCAUAGCUGCUAUAAUGACCGCUUGGGGCUUGGUGAUUACUUUCUACUAUAUAUUACAAGAUCUACCGCAUACUAGUACUGUGAGAGCAUUCGCUAGUUGGCAUCAGCUACCCCUCUAUUUCGGAACAGCUAUUUACGCAUUUGAGGGAAUCGGCGUGGUACUCCCUCUUGAGAACAAUAUGAAAACACCACAAGACUUCGGCGGUUGGACCGGAGUGCUAAAUACAGGCAUGGUUAUAGUAGCCGCAUUGUACACAGCUAUUGGAUUCUUUGGAUAUCUCAAAUAUGGAAACCACGUACUUGGCAGCAUCACGCUUAAUCUACCGAAUGAACCAUUGGCACAGAGCGUUCGAGCUAUGAUGGCGAUAGCUAUAUUCCUCUCCUACGGCCUUCAGUUCUAUGUACCCAUGAACAUCGUGUGGCCUUUCAUCAAAUCGAAGCUGACGUCAGAAAAAGCUCUAGCCUACGGAGAAGCUAUUACUCGCUUUAUAUUGAUAUCGUUAACGUUUAUCGCAGCUGCUUUGAUACCGAAUUUGAGCGGGAUUAUAUCGCUCGUUGGCGCAUUUAGCAGCUCCGCCCUGGCUCUCAUAUUCCCACCAAUCAUUGAGAUUAUAACCUUCUGGCCAGACCGACUCGGAAAAUACGACUGGAAGAUGUGGAAGGACAUCGCAAUAAUUAUCUUCGGAAUAACCGGCUUUGUAUUCGGGACCUACGCCAGUAUAGAAAACAUCCUCUCUUCUCAUACUUAA